Molecule: messenger RNA, 1340 nt
Organism: Spirodela intermedia
Lineage: Eukaryota; Viridiplantae; Streptophyta; Magnoliopsida; Alismatales; Araceae
Source: the annotation of a GenBank genome assembly
AUGACAAUAAAAAAAGAUGAUCUUACAAUAUUUCCAGUUUGUGACACAGCCAAAGAUGGCGCCUGUUUCCAGAAGAAAAACAAAAAAACAAUGCAUGUUCCCCUGUAGAUCCGUCAAGACCCAACUAUGGAAUUAAUGUUGAUAAUAGAUAUAUAAUGUACAGAUGUUACAGUGAGGCAGCAACAAUGAGCCUCAGCGCAGACUUGGUCAAGACCUUAUGAACUAUUGUGAAGGAAUACCUGAUUUAGUAGCAUGUAUAUGUGUGUGUGAUAAGAACCCCUGAGCAGCCCAAAAAUCAGAUCCCAUAGUUUUGGGAAGUAGGUGGAUUGCUGAAAAUGACCAAUCUAAAAGCACAUCUAUCUUAUGUAUAUACUCGUUUCACCUGGGAUCAAUGGCCGCAUCGGGGUUCCAUGAAUGGAUCUGAAGAUGUAUGGGCCUCUAAUUGUGCACAAGGGAUCAGUAGAAGAAAUUUUCAGAGUAUGCUUGGCGUCAGUGUUCACUUAAUCUUUUCGGGAUAUGGAUCCGUCCAACAUUCGUCUUCAUCAACUGCAUUUCUCCACCUCUCCUUGAAAAUCUCCAAUUCGGCUGCUGAUCGCAGUCUUACCUGCAAGAUUAUGUGUAGAGUUCAUUACAAGGAGGGAGAAGGAUGGCUUUCAUUGGCUCUUUAGUCCAGUCAUUUAGCAUAUUCUGAGUAAGAUAAAUCCUUUCAAUGCUUUUAUGGGCUUAUAAUAUGGUAGUCAGAUUGCAUGCUUUGAACAAUAAACAUUUUAUUUUUUUUCUGAUGAUUUCAUACAAGCUAUAUCAGCUAUUCCAUGAAGAACUCCCCACCGACUAAUAUUAGAAUGAGUUCGAAUAGAAAAGCAAGGUCUAAAAGCUUUAAAUGAUUGUCACCAUAUGAGAUAAGAACCCUAGAAACCUGAGAAAUUGAAACGGCAAAUAAAAUAUUUGAAAUAACACUCGUGGUUUAAUUACUGCUUACAUUUAUCCUAUCUUCAUUGCCGGAGGAUGUUCCAGAUGGGACCUAUAGGGAGAAAUAUAUCAGAAAAUUACACAAAGAAAGGAUAAACUAAGGCGAGAUAUGUUAGAAUUGCGCACCUGCUUUUUCAAGUCGGAUGAAACUUUCGACUGAGGAUGAGAGCUGGGUUCUGGAGCUAACUGCAUGAUAGGCACAUUCUUAUCAAUGAAAGGACCUAUGGAAGGCAACCUUAUAGCAAACUUGCCAUUUGCUACGGUAAAUUCUCAAAUCGAGCCAAUAUAAAUCAUAUUAGUAACUCAAAUUGGGUUUAUGGGAAAUGAGCUGACACAUGGCUGUGAAAAAUCACCCCUGAAAAGCAUUUUAA